Messenger RNA from Epinephelus moara (kelp grouper), 2188 nucleotides. RefSeq lists its product as uncharacterized. The record is from RefSeq and is a predicted model, not a curated record. The coding region runs from base 198 to 1163 and encodes 321 amino acids. The transcript is spliced from 2 exons. NCBI's taxonomy places the organism in Eukaryota, Metazoa, Chordata, Actinopteri, Perciformes, Serranidae.
UGUUAAUUUCAGUGUGAGCCACUUUACAAACGGCAACUCAUAAUAUUUUGGUUAACUAAUAUCUGCUGUAAUUCCGUUUUGUUUUAUUCCCUUUUCAUUUGCUGCAGGCCGGUGGUGGUGGUACUGGUGACCUGGGUGGAGGUUUCCCCACUUCUGUGUGCUGUCUCCCCCCUGGGAUCGUGGGUGAUUUCAUAAACAUGGAUCCGAAAAUGUUGGAAUCGGUUCGCGUGGACAACGCGGUUUCUAAACUGCUGGAUGAAGAAGAAGAGAUGAAGAGAGAGGAAGACUCGCCUGACAACUGGUCCUCAUCAAUGCUCAGUCAGACGCCUGUAAUAAUCUAUCAAGACGCUACUGAGGUACCAGGCGCUCCACAGAAGAGCUGCCUGAUGUAUCUGUGCCGUACCCAGAUGCCGCCGUUAGGAACUCUGCAUGAAGAAUGGUCUCUACAACCGUGGAUGUCUGGAUCCUGGGGUUAUGUGUUCAAGUACGAGGUGGGCGAACUGUGUUUGUAUCAGCUGGGUGAUGGGGAAAGUCUGAGUCCCUCAACCAACAUGACGGUGUUGACCACCGAGGAUUGGGGAAUGAUGAUGAUGAUGUUAAGGAUGGCGGUUCCUAUGAAUAACAAAGAUGUGAGUGCGGAGAAGCCUAAUGAAGAGGACACAUCUGAUAAAGAGAAUGAGGAUGUUGAUGCGACGACGUCUGAGACAGGGUAUUGUUCAGAGGAAGAGGAGAAUAAGGAGGAGGAGGACGAGGAGGAGGAGAAAGAGGAGAACCGGAAGAGAGUGAAUAGUGAGAGUGAGAGUGAGAGUGAGAGUCCUCCUCAGGAAAAGCGUCCAAGAAUGGGUAUUCAGUUUGACGACAAUGAGUUGUCUAAGAUGAAAAUCAUCUUAGGGGCAUUAUGGCAAUCCAGGCCCACAGUCUCAGGCAAAUGGAUGACUCAUGCCAGUCUGCGUUCAGAAAAUUGGGAAGGGAAGAGAUCCGUCGACAUUUUUGUUUUGGAGAAACUUAAUCCUGACUGUGGGUUAUUCCGCACUGUCUUAGUCAUACCUACGACGGAAUGGCUCGACAGGAUGCUGGAGAUAAGGGAGAGGAUUUCAAACCUUUUCCAGAGCUGCCGCAACUGGAGAACAUCGAUGGUGGUGAGAACAUUUCUAAACUUUUGAGCUUUUUUUUCCUCUGGGAAAAAAACAGAAAAAAUUCCCACGCCUCCCUUCAGGGAAAAAUCUCACAGUUUUAAACCACGCCUCCCCUCUGGGAAAAAAAACUCCCACUUCUAAGCCACACCUCCCUUCAGGUAUUAUCAAGAAUGCGGUUGUUGCCAAUGCAGUUUUUGAGAUGCGCAGCACAAGAUUGAAGUACUUCCUCCGUCCUCGUACACUCUUCCCAUCUUCUUCUUUUUCCAACUUCACCUAUAUCUGCUCAAUGGACUCUACAUUCCACACUCCAUAUGAGGAGCAGCUGACUUCUGACGAGGCCGAGGAGGUUUAGCAGACUUCUGACGAGGCCGGGGAGGACAAGUAGACGGUGCCCGAGGUAUCCCCUUGUUCCGAGGAGGAGGAGGAGAAAAUUGAGGAGGACAAAAAUGAGGACAGUGUUGACGGACUGAUGCCUGAUUGGGCUGUUGAUACCAUAAAAUCUGCCAUUUAUCAUUUACUCAACCUGACUAUUCGCAACUACCGCAUCGAUCAGUGCUAUGGGUGUAAGAUCAGUCAUCCUAGACAGCAUGAAUGCUGGGAGGUGUUGGAGGACGAUUUUUUUCCUGGAACACUAUCACCGUUUGAUGAAAAGACUCAUAACCCCUCACUUUAUUCCUUCCAUUUAGUGUCUGCUGAUUAGCCACCACGUCCUCAUGAACGAUUUCAGAGUCCAGGUUGUGACAGGGACUCUCCUGCAUGAGUUGAGAUCGGUCAGGAAAAUCUACGCCACUCUCUCCGAUGUGUACGAAAAUCUGACUAGACAGGAUCCUGUGAAAAUCAACCAGCUGCAGAUCCUUGGUGACUGUUAUACCGUAGCUUGUUAAGACGAAAUUAACGGAUUUAUUAUUACCUUCGUGAAUUAUGAUUUUGGAAAACAAACAAAAAAUCCUGUAAAAAAACAAAACACAAAACAACAUGUAAGUUGUAAGUUUUUUUUUACCUUGUCAGAAUAUUCAGACUCUCUUAAUAUUGACUUUUUUAAAUCAUGUAAU